Molecule: messenger RNA, 1191 nt
Organism: Aspergillus mulundensis
Lineage: Eukaryota; Fungi; Ascomycota; Eurotiomycetes; Eurotiales; Aspergillaceae
Product: NAD(P)-dependent alcohol dehydrogenase
Exons: 2
Coding region: 1-1191 (396 amino acids)
Biological process (GO): D-sorbitol catabolic process
Molecular function (GO): zinc ion binding; L-iditol 2-dehydrogenase (NAD+) activity
Source: RefSeq, a predicted model, not a curated record
AUGGCCACCUGUCAAGCCCUCGUCCUCCACGGCGCAAAAGACCUCCGCCUGGAGUCCAAGCCCGUCUCCUCCCCCACUGACGCUGAAGUCCAAGUCGCCAUCCGCGCAACAGGCCUCUGCGGCUCAGACCUGCACUACUACAACCACGGCCGCAAUGGCGACUUCGUCGUCCGCGAGCCAAUGUGUCUCGGCCACGAAUCCUCCGGCAUCGUCACAGCCAUCGGCCCAAACGUACAGCACCUGAAAGUUGGCGACCGCGUCGCUCUAGAAGUCGGUCUUCCCUGCCGCAAAUGCGCCCUCUGCCUGUCCACCCCAAGCCGCUACAACCUCUGCCCAGAGAUGAAGUUCCGCAGCUCAGCCAAGAUCUUCCCACAUCUCGACGGCACACUCAUGGAACUCACUACCCACCCCGAAGACAUGUGCCACAAGCUCCCGGAUUCAGUUUCAUUCGCCGGUGGCGCACUCGUUGAACCACUAGCCGUCUGCCUCCACGCCAUCCGCCGCUCAAACCCACCACCCAAAUCCUCCCUCCCACCAAACUACAACAGCACAGCCCUCAUCUUCGGCGCGGGCGCAAUCGGCCUCCUCCUGGCCGCAGGCCUCUCAGCCCAAGACGCCUUCGCGCACAUCGUGGUUGCAGACAUCGACGCCUCCCGUCUGGAAAUCGCAUCUUCACUCAACCUCCCCAACCUCUCCACCUUCCUGAUCCCUAAGCCCUCGAACCCCCCGCCCCGCGACGCCCCGCACGCCGAGCAAACCGCCUUCGCCCUCUCAACGGCGCAGGCAACAGCCGCAUCUCUCAAAUCCGCUAUUUCAUCCGUCGACCCAUCCGGUCUAGGCUUCACACGCGUCUACGACUGUACCGGCGUGCCGGCGUGCGUGCAGGCCGGUAUCUACGCCGCUUCGCCUGGCUCAGUCCUUGUGCAGAUUGGCAUGGGGAACCCCGUGCAGACGGUGCCGGUUGGCGCGGCGGCAUUGCGCGAAGUCGACAUCAUCGGUGUGUUCCGGUAUGAUGGGCACGCGUACCCAGCAGCCAUUGAGCUUAUGGCCAGUGGGAAGAUGGAUGUUGUUGAAAAGAAGGUUGUUACGCAUAAGGUUGGGCUGGCGGAGGGGGCGAGGGCGUUUGGGCUUGCUGGGAAGGGCGUUGAUGAGGAGGGGAGGCCCGUUGUCAAGGUUGUUGUUGAGAGCUAG